CCGUUCCCAUAGUAACAAGCCCUCAGCUAGAGCCAAAUGCAGAGUUAACGACACAGUCUCUACCGACCAUGCAAAACUAAGCUUGGUGCUUUCUUUUCGCGACUGAUGGUGUAUUCUCUAUCAACUAAAGACUCAGUAAGAAGUGAAACUUAAAUUCUAUUUUAAUAUAUUGGUUUUGAUAGGCUGGCGAAGCAUCGUAGAGCUCGUUAUAUAGCCUAACCCAAAUAUCUCUCUGUUACUAGCUCUGCUAUGUUUUAGUGCCCGGAAGUUCUGGGGGAAAAAAGUGAGAAAGGCAUGAAAAGAGGGAACUGGAAGAGAUUUCUGUCCAGUUUUCUCCCAGAGCAGUCAAACACCAUUUUCUCUCGCAAACCCACCGAGGGGACAGACAGAGAGCGCCUUAUCUAAUAGGCUAAUUCACUGGGAGUAUUAGUUUAUCGAUGGGUCUGCCGACGCUGGAGUUUAGUGAUUCUUUCCUGGACAGUCCGGAGUUCAGAGAGAGACUACAGUGCCAUGAGAUAGAGCUGGAGCGCACCAACAGGUUUAUAAAAGACCUCAUCAAAGAUGGAAACAUGCUCAUAUCUGCACUCAGAAGUCUUUCUCAUGCUGUUCAGCGGUUCUCUCAGUCUCUACAGGAUUUCCAGUUUGAAUGUAUUGGAGAUGCUGAGACCGACGAUGAGAUUAAUAUAGCUCAGUCCUUAAAGGAGUUCUCUCAGCUGUUGAGCACCAUGGAAGAGGAGAGAAAACGACUGAUCCAGAACGCUGAUGACGUGUUGAUCUCACCACUUGAGAGGUUUCGUAAGGAGCAGAUUGGAGCUGUUAAGGAGGGAAAGAAGCAGUUUGACAAGGAGACAGAAAGGUACUACUCUGUUUUGGAGAAACACCUCAGCCUUUCCCCCAAAAAGAAGGAAUCACAGCUCCAUGAGGCUGACUCACAGAUGAAUAAGGACAAGCAGGUUUUUUAUGAUGCAUCACUGCAGUAUGUUUUCAAGAUCCAAGAAGUGCAGGAGAGAAAAAAGUUUGAAUUUGUGGAGCCGUUAUUAGCCUUCCUGCAAGGUUUGUUUACAUUCUACCAUGAGGGUUAUGAACUGGCCAGUGAGUUUGAACCCUUCAAGCUGCAGCUUCAGUUCAACCUGCAAAAUGCCCGCAAUAACUUUGAAAGUACACGUGCUGAGGUUGAGAGGCUGAUGAAGAGGAUCCGAUCUGCAGAAGAAGAUUUCAAAGCUCCCAGUUGCUUUACCAUGGAAGGAUAUUUGUAUAUACAGGAGAAACGUCCACUGGGCAGUGUGUGGACAAGAUACUACUGUACUUAUGAAAAAGGCUCCAAGAUGUUCACUAUGAGCAGCACAGAGGCCAGACCAACCAGCAGACAGAAUGGUGUGGUGAAUGGUACGCCAGAGAUGUUCAGGUUGCGCUCGUGUGUCAGAAGGAAGACCGAUUCAAUCGACAAACGCUUCUGCUUCGACAUCGAGGUGGUGGAAAGACAUGGUGUCAUCACCCUGCAAGCUGUUUCCGAGGCCAACAGGCGGCUGUGGAUGGAGGCAAUGGACGGAAAGGAACCUUACACUGGCUUCUUCACAAGAGCAAGUCUUACAAGACUAACAAUCUACACUCUGCCUUCUCUGCUUAGCAAAAAAGAGGAGACAUUUCUCAAUGAGGCAGGCUUCAAUUUUGUUAAGAAAUGCACUGAGCUGAUUGAAACAAGAGGCAUUACCACCCUGGGACUGUACAGGAUUGGAGGAGUGAACUCCAAGGUGCAGCGGUUGAUGACUAGUGUGUUUGCAUCCACAGCUCCUGCUGACAUGCAGUUAGAUGCAGACGCCUGGGACAACAAGACCAUCACCAGCGGCCUGAAGAAUUAUUUCAGGUGUCUGGCAGAACCACUACUGACCUACAGACUGCAUAAAGAAUUCAUCAAGGCUGCAAAGUAUGAUGACCAGAAGUAUAGAGUGAGAGCAAUUCAUGCUCUUGUACACAAACUACCAGAAAAAAACCGAGCAAUGUUGGACCUCUUAACCAACCAUCUACACAAGGUGUCCUCUCACAGUGACCAGAAUCUGAUGACUGUGUCCAACCUGGGAAUGAUCUUUGGCCCCACAUUGAUGAGGUCACAGGAAGAGACGGUGGCUGCCAUGAUGAACAUCAAGUUUCAGAACAUUGUGGUGGAGAUUAUCAUCGAAAACCACCACAAGAUCUUUGGUGAGGCCCCAGACCUGUCCGUACCAUUACCUCAGGCUCCAUCCUCUCGGUCAACGUCUCGGAGGAACAAAGCCAUCUGUCUGUCAUCUGGAAAGAGGAAGGCUCGUCUCUACCCUCCUGCACUGUGCCUGGCAGACAACGACAGCGACACGUUCAGUAGCAGCCCCAGCACAACGCCGAUGGGCAGCCAGGAAUCUCUGUCCUCACACUCAUCAGAAAAGAAUGGAUUGUCUCAGACCUCUCCUCCGUCAUCUCCUGCUGCCGAAUCUGGCUCACCUUCCAAAGCGCCUGCGUCUUCUCCUGCAGCUCCUUCCUGCUCCCCGUCCCACAGCUCCUCCAGUGGAAAGGAUCAGAGAGAACUGACAGACAGCGCUACCUCCCCUCACCUCACGCCUUCUUCCUGGACGUCCUCUCAACUAAAUCCAGCCCAGCAGACUUCCUCUGUGUCCUCUUCAGCAUCCUCUUUACUCUCUGCUGAGAGGAAUUUGACGGUCAAAGGAAACGCCACUGCCUCCUUGUCAUCUGUAAAGCAAUCUAGCUCUCCUUCCAGAGCCUCCUUGUCCACCGCCUCCAUCCAGCACUCCUCAUUUGAGUGUGCCUCCUUUCUCAGGGAGGGUCGGCCUGUUCAGAGAGUGUCAUCCGUCUCCUCUCUGAAGAGCACUCAUUCCAUGGAUCAAAAUCAGGCAUCUAGCACCUCCUCCACUGUCACAGAAACCAGAGCGAUGGACUCUACCUCUCCUUCUCGACAGCAAAGGACUGCUUAUGGCACUGCCUCCUCUUCCUCCUCCUCCUCCUCUUCCUUGUUUCCCUAUCAACUUUCUGCAUCUUCCUCUCUCACCUCCCUACACAUCUCUGAGGAUUACAAAAGCUGUCAUGGAUCGGUACAUAGUCUCAUGUCACUGGACCCUCAAGAGGCAAAACACACACAUAAAACUUCACACAUCCGCAGUGGCUCUGAUCUGACCAUGAAACAUGUUCUUGCCACAUCCAGCAACGGUUACCAGAGGCCUGGGUCACUAUUAUCAGUCACACUACCACAGCGUGAGAGUUCAGUGUUCUCCUCAGCGUUAGACAUAUGUUCCUCAGGAAGGGAAGCAAAAGCUCUGUACUCGUGUGAGGCAGAGCACAGCCAUGAGCUCAGUUUUCCUCAGGGGGCGUUGUUCUCAAAUGUGUGCCCGUCUGUGGAACCAGGUUGGCUUCAGGCGACAUACAACGGCAAAACAGGCCUCAUACCUGACAACUACAUCACCUACAUCUGACUGACCUGAUGAUGCCAUCACCGCAUCACUGAAUAACACAAAGCCUAACUUAGAUUUUAUGGAUCUGCGGCGCAUACAGUAAUACUCCAUGCUGCUGAUCAAAGCUUUAAUAUACCGAUAUAACUGUGGCUGGGUCUGAAUGAUGUGUACAUCUGUAACUGAACCAUGUUAUGUGUUAUUUUACCAGCUAUAAUACGGUAGAUGUUAAUACCUGACUUGCUGGCUGACGGUGCCUCUGCUCACACAUGUCAUCUCACUUAAUCAGCAUAAUCAGAUCUGCUUUCAUGUUUGUGUUCAGAGGAUGCUACAUGAAGUUUGUCUGCAAGGUACAUGUAAAUCACAUUUUUCUCUCAGUGUUGCUAAUUUAUGUUUGUAAAUGAUCGUAUUAAUUUUAUAUUUGUGUCCAGACAUGAAGUGUUCACACCUCUGUGCCAAGAACAGUAUGAAUUUGUGGUCUAAGACUGAAUCCUGCCAUAACACCUUGCUCCUCCUCUCAGUUUUUCUACU
Monopterus albus (swamp eel) is the source of this 3962-nucleotide messenger RNA. It is a transcript of the gene arhgap42a, whose product is annotated as Rho GTPase activating protein 42a. Gene Ontology annotation, biological process: signal transduction. Gene Ontology annotation, cellular component: cytoplasm. The coding region runs from base 438 to 3455 and encodes 1005 amino acids. Gene Ontology annotation, molecular function: protein binding; GTPase activator activity. The transcript is spliced from 25 exons. The record is from RefSeq and is a predicted model, not a curated record. NCBI's taxonomy places the organism in Eukaryota, Metazoa, Chordata, Actinopteri, Synbranchiformes, Synbranchidae.